AUGAGGAUUGCCAUUGCGUUGCUGUGUUGCAUUCUACGCCCAGUCUGUGCAGAUGCUGUGGGGAGUAGUCCCCUGGUGAUGGGUGCAGACGUCUGGGCUGAUAUGAGGGAGCUGAGGAGGGCGGUGCAGGAGAUGACUGCUGACCUGAACCAACAGAAGGUGGAGCUGCAGGUCACCAGGACUGAACUGAAGUACAGCCAGAGCCAAGUGGAGGAGCUGAAGGAAGCCAACGCAGCCAUGGAGGAGAGACUACAGGAGGAGAUGAAGGACAUCAAAGCCUUACAUAAUGGUACACCCAAGGUGGCAUUCUCUGCUGCUCUAACAGAAGCUGCAUACACUGGACCAUUCAACACAGACAUUACACUUGUGUAUAGGAAGAUCUUCACCAACAUCGGCAAUGCCUAUUCACCAAUUACAGGCAUCUUCACAGCCCCAGUAAGAGGAGUAUACUACAUCAGGUUCACUUCCAUGGGGAGAUCCAGCCACAGCGUGUUGUGCAGCAGGCUGGUGAAGAAUGGGGAGCAGGUCAUGGCCAUGCACGCGGUUCCCAAUGACAGGAAUGACUUCAUCAGCAACGCGGUGAUACUGCAGCUGGAGGUGGGCGAUGUCAUCUACAUGCAGCUUCCCGCCACUUAUCAGACGUACGAUGACGAUGACAACCCCACCACCUUUAGUGGCUUCCUCCUCUCCCCCCUGUGA
Molecule: messenger RNA, 699 nt
Organism: Engraulis encrasicolus (European anchovy)
Lineage: Eukaryota; Metazoa; Chordata; Actinopteri; Clupeiformes; Engraulidae
Product: complement C1q-like protein 2
Exons: 4
Coding region: 1-699 (232 amino acids)
Molecular function (GO): protein binding
Source: RefSeq, a predicted model, not a curated record